UUUUGAAAGACCUAACAAAUUCUGGUCUUUUUAUGUUUAUUAUAUAUAAAUUAAAAUUAUUUAAAAAUAUUAUAAGGAAGAAGAGUAACAAUAAUAUAUAACUAUGUUAAGUAUUCGUUCUCUUUUCUGUAAAACUAGUUUUAUCGAACCUAAUAUUAUAAUUGCACAACAAACGCGGAAUACUUUUAUACUCAAGAGAAAAUGGCCACCACCAUUGCACAAGAAAGGUGGAAAACCUGAUAAAAUGAAGUCAAGGCAUUUUGUGUACGAGCUGGUAGAAGAUACAAAUGUUAAAAAGCAACAAGACAUGAAAGUAAUUCUAAGUCAAUUUGUGGAUGGAGUUGGUAAUGUUGGUGAUGUGGUAAGCUUAAGGCCAAAUACUGCAUACAGAAAAUUUCUUUUACCAGGCUUAGCAGUGUAUGCUACCCCUGAGAACCUGGAAAAAUAUAAAUCAGAUGAAAAUAAACCUAAAGUUGAAAAGAGUUAUAGCUCUCCUUAUGUGCCAAGAACAAUAGGCUGCCUGUCACGACUAGUACUACAAAUAUCUAUGAGCAAAACGACCCCUUGGAAACUGGAACCAUGGCAUAUUAGAACAUCUUUUCGUAAAGUCGGCUUUGUAGUACCAGAAGAGACGAUCACAAUGCCCCCGCAAGAGAUACAGGGUCCAGAUCUAUCAUUACAAGAAAAAGAGUUUUAUGUCACUGUAAAGAUAAAUAACAGGGAAGAUGUAAAUGUGAGAUGUCGUAUAUAUCACUGGGCCACCACUGCGUUAGAGAAAUUACCCUGGGUUGCAUUUCAUUGGAAGAAACCAUUGGAACCGCUAUUUCCAGAACAAGCUGAAAUUUUAGAAAAGUUACCCUUGCCUGAAUAGUUGUGAAAAAUGUUACUAAAAAUAAAUAGUUUUUAGAUAUUCUUUAAAAA
Molecule: messenger RNA, 921 nt
Organism: Leptidea sinapis
Lineage: Eukaryota; Metazoa; Arthropoda; Insecta; Lepidoptera; Pieridae
Gene: mRpL9
Product: 39S ribosomal protein L9, mitochondrial
Exons: 5
Coding region: 104-871 (255 amino acids)
Biological process (GO): translation
Cellular component (GO): ribosome; mitochondrion
Molecular function (GO): structural constituent of ribosome
Source: RefSeq, a predicted model, not a curated record